Molecule: messenger RNA, 1347 nt
Organism: Oncorhynchus nerka (sockeye salmon)
Lineage: Eukaryota; Metazoa; Chordata; Actinopteri; Salmoniformes; Salmonidae
Product: prepronociceptin-like
Exons: 2
Coding region: 93-896 (267 amino acids)
Biological process (GO): chemical synaptic transmission; neuropeptide signaling pathway; sensory perception
Cellular component (GO): axon terminus; dendrite; plasma membrane
Molecular function (GO): opioid receptor binding
Source: RefSeq, a predicted model, not a curated record
CCCUACUCCACAUACCCUACACUUCCGGGCCUCCACCCUCUUCCCGUCCCUAUUGCCCGUCCGUCCCUCCCUCCCUCCCUCUGUAGUGAGUCAUGAAGUGGUCCCUGUGGAGCCUACUGCUGCUGGUGGUGCGUCUGUGUUCCCCAGGACGAAGUGACUGCCAGGGUGACUGCCUGGCCUGUGGUCUCCUACUACCCCUACCCAACCCCCAGACCCAGCAGCAAACAUUCAACACACUGGUGUGUCUGUUGGAGUGUGAGGGUCACGUCUCUACUGCCCUCACCUGGGAGCUGUGUCAGCGAGCCAUCCUACCGCACUACCUCCUCCCACCAGAUGGCGGUGCUGUGUCUAAGAGAGCAGCAGAGGAGCUGAACCUGGGCCCUGUACACCUGGAGUCUGAUGGACAACUCCUCUACUCUGCAGCCAUGGAGCACUACCAGCAGGACAGAGAAGACCAGGAAGACAGGGCCCUGGAGCAACGUGAUGCCCAGUACGACUCCUCCCCACUGGGCUCGACCGAGGAGGAAGACUCCCUGGCUCUGGAAAACAGGGAGGAGAAGAAGGAGGAAGAGGACAGGAGGAGGAGCAGUCAGGGGGAGGAAGGAGAUGAGGAGGAGGAGGCCACGGUCCAGCUGACCAAGCGUUUCGGGGGCUUCCUGAAAGGUCACCAUGGUUAUAGGAAGUUUAUUGGCGGGCCGGUGGGGCGGCCACUGCAGAAACGCCUAGGAGGGUUCAUCGGGAUCAGGAAGUCGGCCAGGAAGUGGAACAACCAGAAGAGGGUGAGCCAGCUCCUCCGGCAGUACUUGGGGAUGACCAGCAGCAGCAUCCCUGGCCGCGGUGUUGGUCGGUUCAAUAACCCAGGCCAGGGAUUCAGGAGGCUACCCAGCCGGCUGUAGCCUCCCCUUCCCUCCACAACCCCCUGAGGGAGCAGAAUUCUCUUCUCCCCUUCCCUCCACAACCCCCUGGGGGAGCAGAAUUCUCUUCUCCCCUUCCCUCCACAACCCCCUGGGGGAGCAGAAUUCUCUUCUCCCUGUGCCUCCACCCUCCCAAGUACCUCCAUAGAAAUUAUAAUAACUUUAGUUUACCGUUUGUCUACUAUUAUUUCAGUGUUCUAUUCCUAUAGUUACCAACUAUGUCUACAGGGACCGUGAACUCCCUCGUACCUCAUCAGCAUAAUGAAGAAGAGAAACGAUAUGGUCAUUCUGAAACCCAUCCGGUGUUGUGAAGAGAAGUAAGGGACGUUUCCUUCCAACCAAUCAAUGUUUCUCCCACUCUACCGCCCCAGUUAAUGAACUUGCAUCCUGAAAAAUAAAAGUACAAUGUAAUAUUGUGUGUCAGUAUCGUAAA